AUGGCGUUUUUGGGUGGUGUAUUGGAGAGUAUUAAGGAGGAUGAGAGUGUGACUAAAUAUGAUAAAAACGUUGCUGAGCCAAAAUUAGAUAGUGUUCUCAACUCUCUUGAAGUUUCCAUAGGUAAGGGGUCUGGAGCUUUGGUUACUCAGGUGGAAAAGGUGAGUGGGUGGCUCGGGAGGUAUGAGAGUGAGGUGAAGGAGAAAUGUGAAGAGUUUAAGAAGCCUAUUGUUAUCAUGAGAUUAGAUAUAAAAAAGAAUCUUAGCGACCAUAAAUUUGAAGAGCUUAAACAGAUGUCUCUGAGUGACCAACAUGCCAGGUGGAAGAAGAGAGGUGAGUUGUACUUUGAAAAUGCGAAACAGGCUCAGAGCGCUCUGGAAAAUUUCGACGCUGCACUCUCAGGUAAGUUACGUAUGAAUGUCUCAUUGCUGUUACAGGCGACGGAGAGUUUUAAAAGGAAUGCUGAGGAUGAAGAUUUGAAGAUUGUAUUCGGUCUGGCCAGUCAACAGAUGACUGCGCUUACGAGUCAGGUUGAGGGGUUAGUUAAUGCCAAGCGUAAUGAACUUCAGGGGUAUUUAACAACGCAGAUGGGACAUCUGCAUAGGAGGCUCGAAAUAUUUAAAAGUAAGCAAUUUGCAGAGUUAUUUAAUUCAGUUAACUAUGACCUUCAGGAGGCCUUAAAUGUCGCAAAUGGCGUUAUUAACAACUUUGAGAAUAGCUAUGAUACGAAGAUUGUUUCAAAGGUUGGUGAACUCGUUGUUAGUGCACCGCAGUUUAGCACAAAAUUUGGAGCAACUAAGACGGCACUCGAGAACACUAUCGAGAAUCUGAGACAGGACAUCGCGAGGGUUAGGCUUCUUACGGCUGGGGAUAACGACAUUGACAGUCCUUACGGUGGUAAGGUCGAUGCGCGAUUCCUGAAGGCUAUUGGUACACAAUCGGAACCCUUUAAAACGAUUACGGAUCAUUUGUCUGCAAUUGAUAAGCAGAUUAUGCAACACGUUAAAGCAGUGAUGGAUAAAAUUGGUGAAAAGUGGGUGAAUUCUGGAGCUUAUCCAAUUCCUUUGCAAGCUUUUUUUCGAAAUGUUCACAGUGAUCUUACAUCACUUGUAAAUGUCGUGAAAACCCCUAGAACGGUGGCUGAGCUUACUGGUCUUCAAGGUAAGCUGACUACUAUCCUCGGCGACGGUGCCAAGAAUAUUUCUGAUAUACGUUUCACCAAUGCAACAUCAUUUCAGACAUUAGUGCAGAAGUUUGCCAACCCUUCUGGCGUAACAAAAGAAUUAACCUCUGAUCUGCAAAAACUUUUGGCUGAAGUUGGUACCGUUGCGAAAACCGUAUCUCAGCACUCCCAUCAAGUCGUCACGACAGUCAUGGAGAAGAUUAGGCAGAGAGUUGAAGGUGAGAUUACAGAUGUCGCUAAUGCAAUCGAGGAGAAGGUUAAAAGAAUUCAAGGUGGUAUAAAGGGUGUCAAAGAUGGCGAUGAGAAAUAUGGUCUUGCAGAAGCCGAGAAAAACGCAAGAGGCCUCACGAUGUUGGUGAAUGAGUUUAAAUCAAGGAUAGAUGAUCAGCUAAAAAUCCUUCUAACGAGUGUCGGAUCGAAAGAUAACACCAAAAAAAAUAAUACCGAUAGUGUCUUCGCUGAGUUGAACGACCUAAAAGACAAAAUUAAUGACCUUGGCAAAACAGUUAACACGGUUAAAGAUAAGAUUCAAGCUGCUAGGAUGGCGCUACGCCUUUGCAUCCAACAUGUUGAGAUGCUUAUGACGGAGAUGUCGCAAAAAACAAACCAAUUCAUGAAUCAAUUACGUAGGCGUAUAGAUUUAGAAAUCACAAAUGCCUUUACUAUCAUUAAGAACAAGGCGAAGGAGAUGUACUCCGCAAGGAAGGAAAAUGAGCUUCGAGCGUUGGAAGACAUUGUUAAUAAGCAGUUUGAUGACAUUACGAAAACCAUCGAACAAGAUAAAACCCUUGGAAUCAAGGGAUUUUUCGAUAGAUUACAAAAGACUUUUAUCACUCCACUUAAUACGCUUGCCUCGCCCGUUCCGCCUCCAAAGGCACCGAAACCAUUUGAAGAUUGGUCGUCCCAACUUAACACUUAUUUCAAUGCCCUUUCGCAAAGCACAUCGCAGCACGGUGAUAUAAUAUCUGUCGCUUCACAGGUUCGUCCCCUACGGGAUGCAUUAAAUUCCUUGUUCCAGCAGAUGACCACGUGCAGGCAUUUCCACGACGAAGUAUCCAAGAAGCGCGAACGCUUCGCCGAGACGCUUGACAAACUUUCGCUUGAUGGCAUGAACGAUGCGCAGAGAAGACUGUUAGCCCCCCUAAAAAAAGGGUUCCAUCUGUUUGUUAACCAACUCAGAAAGGCGUACGUGUCUUCGUACUCCGGUAAAACAAUAAACUGGAGCGAUGAAAAGAAUCUAGACAAGACAAAUUGCGCCCAAAUUCUCGUCACCAUCCUCAGCAUCUUGAAUCACGAUUUGCGUGAGCUUCAUAAGAGAUGUCACAAGACAAACGGUGAUUGCAGGGAAAACAAAAUUUCUCUCAUCUCCAAGUCAGGUGUAUAUAAUCCCCUCGGCGCAUUUUUCCAGGACAGCGGCUACAGGGUGUCCAAGUUGGAAGAGUCCUAUGAAGGAGAGCUGAGAUGUCAUGAGCAGAUGAGGGGGGGACACAUUUCUCGAGACCUUUUUGAGAAGAUCACUCUCACCGCCGACACUAACAAACAUUUUCCAAAAUGUAAACCGGAUGAAGCAAAGACACAAAUUAAAUCGACUUCACAAUUUAAUAUAUUCCACAUUCUCGAUUGUCUCACAUCUCACGUCAGUGAGUAUUACCAAUCCUGCCACCUCGGACUCCCGAAGUCCAAAAAGUAUCCAUGUUCCGUUCGUGAUAUUUGUGUAUGGCUUUCCGGUCUCCCACAUACUGCAGUUUAUAAAACCGUUGAUGGCCACUGUAAAAAGAUGCUUUAUGAGCAAGACAAGUCUACUGGUAUAUUCUACAACCAGGACGAUAAAGUCAUGGAGAGAUCCUUGCAACACCUUAACGGUAACAUUACUAAAACAUGUAACUUGUCACAUAGAUUAUUAGUCUCCAUCCAGGGCCACGGCUGUGGCUAUGACCACGCUGCGUACCCGUAUGCGUGUUGCUUUGAGAACAACCAUGGGCAAUUCUAUUACCCCGGUGAUCCGUCUUCACUGCUUGGCAUGUUGAAAGAUAUGUGUACUCGUUUGUUGCGUGCAGUGCGUUUCUUAUACCAACAAUGUAGGUACACAGCAUCCGACGGCAACGGGUGGCGUGAGUGUCAGUAUGGUUAUCGUGUCGGCAGCUACCAGUGGGACUGCGACAAGUCAAGCACUAAACCAAAGAGUCAGGCUAAGUGCCAACCAAAUAGUGAACCAAAUGACCAACCAAAUUGCUUGCCAAAGUCCCCGCUUCAAGCACAUCUUAUGGACGGGCUUCCUGGUUUCAUGCCGCAUAAGUUCACAGCUGUCGGUUGCCAGCCUAGUUGUACUACGUGCCCUAAGGGCUCACUGGUUGGUCAAUGUAUCACCCCGAUGGGCUUUGCAGAUUUGGCAACUGCGGGCUCUAUUACAGGCCGUGGCGAGGAUCUGAUUGAUGUGCUUUCUGACCUUUGUAAAAACAGCGCAUCAGUUCUCUGUGAUUUAGUGCACGCAUUACAAUGCAUAUUGCCCUCUCCACCGAAGGGAUUGGCAGAGAUGUUGUCGUACUACUGUAACAUAAUGCAGAAAUCGUAUGGUUCAGUGUAUGGUCAUGACACCGAAUACAAGGGUAAAAUUGAUGAAGCCAUUCAUCUAAGUUUCCCGUUCAAAAAUGAUAUGUGGCUUCACAACAAAUACAGUGCUUCCAAGCUGACCCAUGCGUUGAAUACAUUGUACUGCUCAACAAACGAGCAUCCUGACAAACUAUCGGACGAAACUCAUCGUGGACUACAUACUGUAUCGCCGAACCCAAGGCCGGAAAAAUCAAAUCAAUGCUCUACUGCUAAUUCCACCUGCGCCCCUUACCUCAAAGCUCUGUGUCACGAUGCUCAUCACACAUACCCUGCAAAACACGCAAACAUGUAUCUGUCAUGGCUUUGCCGGUUGGCGUGGACAUUCUGGGAUUUGCUUGAUCAGUUGCUCAAGGCGUUCAAUAACAUAUCCUGUCAAACAUAUGGGUGUCUAUGCAAAUGCGGUUUUGGUAAACACGGCGUCACUGAGGAAGAAACAUCGCAACCUCCAAAUGUUCCUAAGCCCAGUUGCCACUGCACUUCAAUAGUCCAGUGCAAAGGACCAAUGUCCGUAUUCUACCAGUACGGUUUCACAUUCGGAAUGCCGAAAGAGUUGAUGGGAUUUGAAAACAAGAAGACAUGUGACAAUUUCGUAAAGCAAUUAACUAGAGUUCUAACGAAAGGAUACUUCAAAGAAUUGUUUGAUGAAAUCGAUGAUUUCAUCUGGGCAAUACGUACACCCUUCUCAUACCUGUUGUUAGCCCUCUGGUCGCUAUCGCUCCUCUACCUGGCGCACAUCGCCGUCGUCCGCCUCGACGUCCUGAGGAUACGCUCCCACCUGCGAUCGCCCUCAAGCCACCGCAUCGCCGCGCAGUCGCUGCUCGCCGCCGCACGCGUCAAGGCACUCGCCAACGUCAAGUACUUCUCACCGUAA
This is a messenger RNA of Babesia ovata, 4662 nucleotides long. RefSeq lists its product as uncharacterized. The transcript has a single exon. The coding region runs from base 1 to 4662 and encodes 1553 amino acids. Lineage: Eukaryota; Apicomplexa; Aconoidasida; Piroplasmida; Babesiidae. The record is from RefSeq and is a predicted model, not a curated record.